Molecule: messenger RNA, 1347 nt
Organism: Rubroshorea leprosula
Lineage: Eukaryota; Viridiplantae; Streptophyta; Magnoliopsida; Malvales; Dipterocarpaceae
Source: the annotation of a GenBank genome assembly
CUUUGUUGAGAUGGCUGCCACCUUUGUUUUCGUCCCAUUUUAUCGUCCCAAUUAUCAUUAUUCUUACUUUCUCAAUUGUUAGUUACACAAUAACAAACUUUUCGCUCCUUUACAGAUUUCAUAUAAUAUCUCACGUCAAUUUGACACUUAGUGGUGCACACUCCAUAAACUAAACAUAUUAAAAAAGUAAAAUUACAAACUUAUCCUUAAAGCUAUCUUUUUCCUCACAAUAUCCCUUUUCCUUCCUAUCUCCCCAUCUCUCUCUUCAACAGUUCAACACCAGUUUCUCAACUUUCUUCCCCCUCCCUCUCUUUCUACCUAUUAAAACGAACAAGUUCUUUAACACUUGGGGUUCAAAUUGAACCCAAAUUGAGGUUCAAUUACCUGGGUUCAUGAAUAACCCAGCACCAAAUAAGAGGUAUAAUAGGCCACAAACCAACAAAAUAAUGAGACUACAAGAAAAAUAGAUCACCAACAACGAGUUGUUGUUCUGGGCACAAAAUCAAAACCUACAAAGUUCAAAAUGAAAAACCAACUUUUCAGAAUAUAAAUCAAUGUCUCUUGAACAUCUAGAUAAAAUUUUAACUUAAUCCAAUAAUGAACUUUUGCAAAUUGGACAAAUUUGCAAAGUUGCACAUAGUACCAAAAAUGCAUAAAUUUCCCCUAUUUUCUUUUCCCUUUUUUGCCGAUUGGCACCAUUCACAUGCACUCCACGUUUUGCUAUAUCACCCCAAAAACAGACUUGUUUUAUGUGUCUAUUGUGUUACAAAAUGAUGGCCUAAAUUGAGGAUGAUUUUCUAAGAAAAUGAACUUUUCCUCAAGAUUUGGUGUUACUGUGAUUUAAGAGACCUACUCAAGAUUCUAAUUUGGUGCUUGAAUGCUUGAUUGAGUUUUGUUAGGAUUCAAAUAAUAUGUUCUAGGAUUCAAAUGAUUUGUUCUUGUUGUCAUUUGGGAAACGGGUUUUGUAAGGAAGAAGAUGGCUUUAAGGGUAAAUUGAUAAUUUUACUUUUACAAUUUUUUCGAUUUAUGGAGUGUGUGCCACCAGGUAUCAAACCAGCAAGUGCAUGAAUAAUUCCCCUAUCUCAAAUUGCUAGUUUGAUCUAAUAUUUAUUUUUUAUGAUUUUUAUUUUCAUCUGCAAGUACCUGUAACUUAAACUCAAACCUAUUACUCAUAUGUUGCAAACUUAUUACCGACUGCGUUUACCAGUGCUUUGAACAGACCUUUUUCUCAUAACAAUUUAUUUUAAAAUGUAAAUUUAUAAUUACUAAUUAUUGUUGUAUAUUUUUACUAAUUUUAAUUCAUUUAUUAUGUACUAUUUAUUCCAAAAAUAACUAUCAUUUUUAUUU